UGCCAAUUAUUUUUGAAGUGAUUCAAUUUCCAGAGUUGCGAAUCAAUGUGAUGGUCAGUGGAUGUGGAGUGACAGCAAAUAGUCUUACACUUUUUUUUGUUUUUUUAGAGAAAACCUUCUUUUUUUAGAAAAGCGUCUGUACAGUAGCACAGGCCUUGUUAGAAAUUGUGGCCUAAACAACGUCCUAAUUUUGGGCCCUGAAGGCCCAUAACUGAAGCACACAGUCAGAACCAAACAAACGGAGCCUGGCAGGCAGACCCGUCUGAUCGCUGACCGCCGGCCACUCUCCGCUCCCGCCGCCGCCGCCGCCGCCAUGGGGAACUUCCGCAAGCUUGGCCGCCACGCCGCCCACCGCGUCUCCAUGCUCAGGACGAUGGUGUCGCAGCUGGUGAAGCACGAGCGGAUCGAGACCACCGUCGCCAAGGCGAAGGAGGUGCGGCGGAAAGCAGAUCAGAUGGUGCAGCUCGGCAAAGAUGGUACACUUGAUGCCGCAAGACGUGCCUCGGCAUUUGUUCGGGGUGAUGACGUCGUUCACAAGUUAUUCACAGAGCUUGCGUACCGCUACAAGGAUCGAGCUGGUGGGUAUACAAGACUAUUGCGAACCAGGAUACGAAUUGGCGAUGCUGCACCAAUGGCUUACAUCGAGUUUGUCGACCGGGAGAAUGAACUUCGAGAGGCCAAACCUGCGACUCCACCGCCACCCCAGUGUGCCCCUCUUGAUCCAUGGACCAAGUCCCGUGCCAGCCAACAGUGGGCAGGGCCUAAAGUCAGCCAGAACUCCAAAACAGAAGGGCUAUGAGAACCAAAAGCAUUGUUUAUCUUUGUUUUGUGUUUCUGAGAUUUUUUUUUCAUCUUUAGACGCGCUAAUUAGGAGAUCCAUUCUGUAAGAGACUAAAAACUUAUGUUUCCACAUGAUAUCUAUAUUAUUUGUCAAGACUCAAGAAUCAUUGUGACUAGAAAUUGUUGCUGAUGUGUUAAGAGUUCAUGCUUACCGAUCA
Molecule: messenger RNA, 998 nt
Organism: Triticum urartu
Lineage: Eukaryota; Viridiplantae; Streptophyta; Magnoliopsida; Poales; Poaceae
Biological process (GO): translation
Cellular component (GO): ribosome; cytosolic large ribosomal subunit
Molecular function (GO): structural constituent of ribosome
Source: RefSeq, a predicted model, not a curated record